UGCGCAGCAGGGAGAGGGGCGGAGUGGGUAGGGCAAGAGUAGGCACGCUAAGAAAGGGAACGCGGCGCCGAGUCGGUCAGAAGCAGCGGCUGUAGUAGUAGCAGCCGUCGUAGCAGCUGCGCGCAGGCGCACUAGCGGUGGGCUGAUAUUUAAAGGGACCGCAUCCGCGGCUGCUGCUGCUGCCGCCGCCGCCGCCCCCGAGCAGGGAAGGAAACGCCGGUCUCUGUUUUUUCUCGGCGGGGUGGGGGCCAGAGAGAGAAGGGGGGCUUCGCUUCUCCCGUUCGAGAAGAUGGUGUGCGGGGGAUUCGCCUGCUCGCGCAACGCGCUGUGCGCCCUAAACGUUGUUUACGUGCUGGUUGGGCUGCUGCUGAUUGGCGUGGCUGCCUGGGGCAAAGCCUACGGCAUUGUUUACAGUCUCCACAUCAUCGGAGGGGUCAUUGCUGUGGCUUUCUUCCUGCUUCUGAUCGCCAUCGUGGGGCUCAUCGGUGCUAUCAACCAUCACCAAGUCAUGCUGUUCUUUUACAUGAUCAUUUUAGGGAUAGUGUUUCUCUUCCAGUUUGGAGUCUCCUGUUCGUGUCUGGCACUCACAAGAAGUAAACAGGAAAGUCUCCUGAAUGGUGCCUGGGAAAUGAGCAACGACACCAAGAAGUCACUGGAAAAUAGCUUUGACUGCUGCGGGCUAUUCAACAACUCUCUUGAAGCUGGCAAGAAAUUCAAGGCUGAUGUUGAAAUGUGCAAAGCGCCAUGCACAAAAUCAAAAACCGGGUGCAUCAGUUGUGGUGAGGUGAUGAUGGAACAUGCAGGCGAGGCCUUGAAAAUCCUUGGUGGAGUUGGACUCUUCUUCAGUUUCACAGAGAUCCUUGGAGUGUGGCUUGCCAUGCGCUACAGAAACCAGAAAGACCCCAGAGCCAACCCCAGUGCCUUUUUAUAGACAAUUCCUAUUCCCCCAUCUUCUCUCCACCACCUUUCCCAACCGACCAUGUGUUUUCCUUUUAGUUAGUUGCACGUCCCUUAUUCAAGAGAUCCUUUUCCGUCACACGGGAAGAAAAGCAAUCCUUGAAGCAGCUGUGAGGGAGCUGGGGUUUUUGCCAUUAUGCCAAACUGCUGAUUGGAUGAAAUAGCAGAGCAAAGGUUGCAUCCUUGACAUGAAGCCUUUGGCAGGUGGCAAAGACGACUCUGCCUUUUUCUUUUUUAAAAAAAAUGGAGUCAUCCCUUUGCAGAGUCAUUUAUCUAAUUGCUGCUCAUAGCUACAAUCACGUCCGUGUUUUUAAAACUUGUACUUUGGGUCAUUGUCUUUAGUGGGGGGCCUUGGUUUUUAAGGCAUGGGUUGAGCAGAACCUGUGGCCCUCCGAGAUGUUGCUGGACUCCAUUUUCCAUCACACUUGGUUUUGCUGUGGUCUCACUUGGGCCGAGGGCAGUAGACAUGAGAGCCACAUGCAGCGAUUCUGUAAGGGAAGUUUUUAGAUUUCAGCUGAACUACAUGGGUGGGUCUUUUUUUAUUAUUAUUAAGAAGUCGUGGGAUUUUUUAAAAAAUCCAUAAAUUGAAUUUUGCCUGACUUAAUCAUAAGUGCAGGUUCCCUCCUUCCGAAGGGAAAGCAGGGGCCUGUGUAAACCUUUCAAAGAACUGGAUCACCCAUAACGUAACUGAAGUUUGCAUCUAGCGUACAGAUUUUUAAGCUGGCUUGAAAGUGGUUUUUCUGAUGACUUGGUUCUAAAGGAACAGAGAACCAGAAUCUUGUUGGUCUACUGAGUCUCAGAUUCCUGGUCCGUUUGCAGUCCUCCUAUCCCUUUGGUUCCUUGACUGGGGAAGAUAGGCUUGAAGCUGCUCGCAGAAUAGAUAAGCUCUAUUGCUCCUAGAAUAUUAAGCGCUGUUCAGGCUCUUCUCCCCUAAAUUGAUCCAGUAAGGAUGUACAAGGGAAUGCAUAGCUAGCUCCAAGGGCAUGUUUUGAGCCCAGUUCAGAUACUUCCAGUCCUGGUCUACUGUCAUUUAGUUAUAGAUGGGCAGCAAGGAGAAACCGGAACCACAAUUCCACUGAGCACCGAAAUGCUGUAAAUUUGUACUAAGCUCCUAUCUAUGCUGGUGCUUUCAACUGGCGGGGGAGGGGGGGGACGACUGCUAAACUGUGGGUGCUGCUUUCUUCUAUGUAUUUGUCCCUGAAAACUCACCUUGGCUGUUUUAGAGGAGGUUACUUGGACUUCAGUAGGGUGUCACCAAUUUCUUCUCCAAGAACAAUGCAUCUUCGUUAUUGGAGCUCUUAGCUGCCUACAAUGGACUCCUUUUGAUACCCAACAUUACACCUCCUUAUCCCCUGUAACCUUGGAAAACACCCACAUUGGACUCCUUCCAGAGUAGCGGCUGGGCAGCGAUGAUGGCAGAAGGACCGUUCAGCAUCUCUACAGGCUCAACAAGGGUAGAUGUGACCUACUGCCUUAAAGGGGUGGGGGUGGGGAGUUACAACGGUGGAGACAAUGACACCCAGAGCGGGACACCAGGGGACAUUACUGCUGCAGCAAGAAUGUUCCCUUUCCCCACAAACCAAGCCUCUUACGGCAGCAAGGACUCUCCCGUAAGGGGGAAGAUGGGUGUGCCGUCAGGUGAGAAGCAAAGGUCUGUUCCCUUAACCAUCAGCACAGGUGGGCACACACCCACUUUCCCUGGCACUUGGCAGAGUGGAGAGAUGGAGACGUUGGCAAGCUAGGUUAAGAGGGAGGUGGGUUGUGCAGGAAAACAUGCACUGAUAGCAUUAAGCCUGGGCCAGCUCAAGGCCACAGAACCUGUUGCUCACCAACUGCUUUUGGGCUCCAGCUCCAUUCUGCCCCUGCCAGCAGUGUCAGGGGUGAUAGGAGUUCUAGUUCAGCAUCAUCUAGAGGGACAGACAUCAUUCCUCAGCCCUGGCUCAAUGUGAAUGAGCAAACAAGGAAAUUCAGAGUGAAGACUGUGGCUGCAGCGCGCCUCCCUCCUGUGGUGCUAGCUGACGCUAAACCAUGGUUUGACACGGUGCCACCACCAAACCCAUUCUCUCCCCGCCCCCCAAACAAAAGUUAAACAAAGAACAAAUAUUGGUUUAAAAAGCUUGUGGCUCGCGUACAAUGAAUGCUGAGCCAAACCAUGGCAUAGCCCUGGAGAGCAUCUUUUCUCCAGGACCCCACUCAUUCACACGAUCAUUACACACACAAACCAGAUUUUAUACUACACCGCUGCGACUGCUCUAAUGGGCACCAUGCUAUUUAUUAAUUUGCGGGGGGGAGGGGGGGAGAGACACCUUUUUGCAAACAUGCACCAAAGUAUGAGGCAGGUUGGGUAAGGUGGCAGCUUCUGCAGAAACAGUUAAGCCAAGGAGUGUUCUGAUCAGGUGCAAAAGUGCAGCAGGCAAUAUGACCUCGUACAACUAGUUACUGGCUUGAGCUUAGCCUUAAAACAGUAUUUAAAAGAUAGAGGUGGUACUGCUCUGUACUACCGUAGAGUAAGCCAGAAAGAGGACUUACUCUAUUAAGCAAAGCUGUUGGCACCACUCUUGAGCUCAACUGCUGGGGUGGGAGACACAAGGCAAAACUGAACAGCAGAAGCGGCAGGGGCUGAUCAGAACAGGCUAAAAUGCACUUUAUUUAGGGUAUAGAGCACAUAAAUGUUGCUAUGACUCCUAGCCAGUUUAUAGUAUUGCAAGCAGGUCUAUCCUAUUGACUUUAGAGGAAAUGCUAAACAAUAUGCCUGCUCAACCACACCAAG
This is a messenger RNA of Zootoca vivipara (common lizard), 3727 nucleotides long. It is a transcript of the gene TSPAN31, whose product is annotated as tetraspanin 31. The record is from RefSeq and is a predicted model, not a curated record. Gene Ontology annotation, cellular component: membrane. NCBI's taxonomy places the organism in Eukaryota, Metazoa, Chordata, Lepidosauria, Squamata, Lacertidae.